AUCAUGUUUAUUCAGGAGGUGGAGACCUGUUAGGACGAGCGCGUUUACACUCUCCAGGAGCGCGCAGUGUGCCACACGCUGGAACAAAAAGCAGCUCAGUGCAGCGAGUGCAGCGCAGGCAGGUUUCCGUUUUAAAAGCAGCAGGAGAGGCGGGAGAGUUGCGGAGUCCGCGGGGAAGCGGUGCCUGUGCAUGAGGAAGACGGAGCCCGGGAUUUUGCGAAGAAAUCAGCGGCGAAACUUGGAUAUGGCGGCGGGUGUGAAGACGUUCGACCUUCUCGUUGGAGUUGUUUUAGUUUUGCAGUGUGUGGUGGAUGCCCGAGCCGAGAUCACGGACAGUAACGGGGUCUCUUACUCGUACGUGCAGGGGCAGGCGGCAGAUGAGGACACAGACGUGGAUGUGAAGCUGUACAGUCACCGGUGGAGGAGAUGGCUUCCCCCGAAACCUCGUAACAUGGACAGUAACAGGGCCAGUCAGGAGCAGGAGCAGGUUCCAGAGCAAGAGGAGCCCGAGGGCUUCCCGGGCCUGCUGUCUGCAGAGGAAACAGACAACAGCUCCCAGAUAGAGGAGGACACAGAUCACAACUACUACACAUCAAAAACCUACAACCCGUCAGAUCCGAUGAGCAAAGACUUGUGGGUAGAUAUCGACCAGAUGGACAAGGACAAAGUGAAGAUUCACGGGAUUCUGUCCAACACACACAGACAAGCAGCAAGAGUAAAUCUGUCCUUCGAUUUCCCUUUUUAUGGACAUUUCCUGCGUGAAAUCACCGUGGCCACUGGUGGGUUCAUCUACACGGGUGACGUGGUCCACCGGAUGCUCACAGCUACGCAGUACAUCGCUCCUCUGAUGGCGAACUUUGACCCCAGUGUCUCCAGAAACUCUACUGUCAUCUACUUUGACAACGGUACGGCUCUGGUGGUGCAAUGGGACCACGUCCACCUGCAGGACAACUACAACCUGGGAAGCUUCACCUUCCAGGCGACGCUACACAACACUGGCAGGAUUGUUUUUGCAUACAAAGAGAUCCCCGUUGAGGUGUCACAGAUCAGCUCUGUCAAUCACCCGGUGAAGGUGGGCCUGUCCGACGCCUUCGUGGUGGUCCACAAGAUCCAACAGAUACCCAACGUGAGGCGGAGGACGAUCUACGAGUACCACCGCGUUGAGCUGACGAAGACAAAGAUCACCAAUUCUACAGCCGUGGAAAUGUUGCCUCUACCCACCUGUCUCAAGUUCACCAGCUGUAGCUCCUGCAUCUCCGCGCAGAUCAACUUCAACUGCAGCUGGUGCCAUCGGCUCAACAGAUGCUCCAGUGGCUUCGACCGCCAUCGGCAGGACUGGGUGGACAACAGCUGCCCAGACGAGACCAAGGACAAGAUGUGUGACAUCAUCGACACCACGUAUCUCUACCCCUUCACCACCACGAGUGUUGCCAAAACAACGUCAGGGAGCAAAGAGGCCACUGCAGGCAGGGACACAGCCUCCACCUCCCACCCGCCCACCAGCGUCCCCACUGAAGAUGAUACCAAGAUCGCCCUGCAUCUCAGAGACAACCAGGUGCUGCCUGCAGACAGUGCCGUGGACAGGAAGCCAGGCACACACCCUCUGCACACUGGUCUGAUCCUCGGCAUCCUCCUGGUGAUGCUGGUCAUGGUGGCCGGCGUGCUGGUCACCGUGUACAUCUACCACCACCCGACCUCCGCAGCCAGCCUCUUCCUUAUUGAGAGACGCCCAAGCAGGUGGCCAGCCAUGAAGUUUCGCCGGGGCUCGGGUCACCCAGCCUACGCCGAGGUGGAGCCAGUGGGCCAGGAGAAGGAGGGCUUCAUCGAGUCCGAGCAGUGCUGAAGGAGGAGGGGGCGUCUGCAUCCCCGCGGCCCCCCUCCCCUUCUCCUCCUGUGCCAGCCCUCCCUCCCUCCUGCUCCACAGGGACUUCUCAGCAGGAACCUCCAGGAUCUGCUUAUCAGUGUACACAAUGACUCGUUAAGACUGUGGAAUCGGCCCAUUGAGCGCUAGAUGAGACUGGAUACGGCAGCCAACGAUAAGAGGAAGCGAGAAAGCCCUGAAAACUGAUCCCAGACAAGCCCAUUGUUCGGCUCCUGUUGGCAGAGAGCUGACCUGCUGGGGACAGAGGGAGGGAGCAGCAUUGAUGUCAUCGACUCAGUCAGCAUUGGUUAAGUUUAGUGCGGCUGGAGGGAUUGUACAGCCUGACUGCCUCGGCUGGAUACUGGUGUGGUUGAGGGGGGAGCAGGGUGAAUUAUACAAUAUAUAUUUUCAAAAAAAAUACAGAGUAUGUGAACACAGAUUUCCACUUUAUUGUCGGUGGGGUUAUACUGUAUAGGCCUUCGUAUAUCCAUCAGGUUUUUACUUCUUUUCCUUUUUCUUUCAGUACAUUGUUUUCACAGGGGGUUGGCACAUCUGUCUGUACAGACUGCUAGUAUUGCUUUUCAAUACCAUCGCAGGCUUAAUUGACUUUUCCACUGGCCGCUCUGCACAGAGAGGCUGAGAACUGUGCGAUAUGACGUGAGCUGAAGUCCUGUCACUGCGAUCGAUCGCAGCUCGGAGAAGAGCUCUGAACGUUCAGCAGCAGAGCUGAAUUAGAUUGUGAUGUUUUGGCUGGUUUCAUUUUCUGAAAAUGAAGUGUAAGAUGUUUUUUUGUGCACUGAGAGUAUCUCAGUCGCUUUUUAAACAAUGGGUGAUGGGCACUCUAUCCUUCUCAAUCUUUUGAUUGGUUCUUUGAUUGAUUACUUACAUCAUGGAUACCAUUUUAUGUAUUUUUUUCGCAGUUUUUUUCAUGACUGCCGUGCCAUUUUGUCCCUGACUAGAGUUUGCACAUUUUUUUUCUCAUUUGACAUGUGGUACUAAUGCAAAAUUACAAGACAGGCGCUUGUGAGUGUGUAUGCUGAAUAUAUUUUCUUAAGUGUAAGUGAUGUGUGUGUGUGUGUGUGUGUGUGUGUGUGUGUGUGUGUGUGUGUGUGUGUGUGUGUGUGAAUGCAGAAGAGAGCAGUUUACAUUAGUAAUUGGAUAGCCACCUGCUUUAUGGGUGCAUAUGUUUGAGCUGGCUCUGCACAGGUGAUUCUUAUUGAUUUGAAUCUGAGGUAUCUGGAUACAGUUUGUGUGUGAGCCAGAAAACACACUGGUAUGGUUGGAGUUUUCCUUGAUUUCUUUUUUUUUUACAGUGUGGUUUUCUUUUCCAGUAUGUUGCCAGCAUAACCAUAGGCUAGCCUGUGUUUAUGUUAUGAUCAUUGGCUCAUCCGUGUCAACACAUUAAUGUAUAUACCAAGGCCAAAACAUUUGCAGAUUCAGGUAACUCAUGGCAAACAUUUGUAGUAUAGCAGUAUAGUACAGGAAAAAAAACUUUUUUAUUUUUUAUGAGUGGCCUUUUUUUCUCUACUUUUUUACUUAAAUGUGAAUACUAUUUCAAUCAUUACUGUCACCAAUCAACACACAAGGCUUCUGACUGAACAAAAAUAUAUUAUCUCAAGACAAAAUCAUGUUUUUACACCAAUGAUUGUAGACUCACUUAAGAUCCUGGAAUUCUACUGAAAAAAUUAAACGUGCAAUAUUACACCCAUUCAGUUUGACACUGUAAAUACAUUCAAAUAACAAUCAUCUGGAUUUUCUUUUUUAAUUCACACUUUGUCGUCAUCACAUUGAGACCAAAGACUAAUCAGCAUUAUACUUUCAAGUAUUUACCUCAAACUCCCCACAGCCUCAGCAGCCAUACCACCAUCCACAUGUAGUUGUAGCUAACAUUAUACACCUUUAUUGGUUAUAACGAUGUUUUGCAACCAUUACAAAGUCAUAUAAAACUGAUAAACAGCUGACAGUUCUCCAAACUUUCUCAAGCUUUUGGAUAAUUAUGUUUUACCAGUGUACAUGGGAAAUAAGAGAGAUACCCUACAUUUCAUGAGUUUAAAGGUUGAUGUCUCUUUCUUAACCGUUUCCAAACCCGCAACUAUAAGAGCAAAAGUGUGAGGAAUCGAUUAAUGUGUGUUUAAUUGACUAAAUGUAACUUGCAAUAGCAUAUCCGGCUAACUAGCUUCCUUCCAACAGUAACCGAGCGCAACUCCCAAUGCCAAGAAGCCAACACACUAGCUAAUACUACACUAGCGAAACUCUAGUUAGCAUUACCAAACCCAUAAAUAUAAGAGCAAAAAGUGUUAAGAACUGAUUAAACUGCGUCUUUAAAUGCCCUAACAUAACUUGCGAUCGUUAGCAUAUCCGACUAACUAGCUUCCUACCAAAUGUAGUAACAUUAACCGUGCAUAACGUUACUUCCAAUACCAAUAACCUAAUAUGCUGGCUAAUACUAGCUAAUGCUAAUUAGCUAUAGUAGUUAGCUAUAACUAACGUAGCUAUCUAGUUAUAGUGUGUUACGUUAGUUAUGUUACAGUUUAAAAUACAAAUAAAAACCUUAUAAUUGUGUGGA
This is a messenger RNA of Centropristis striata (black sea bass), 4427 nucleotides long. RefSeq names its product plexin domain containing 2b (gene plxdc2b). Lineage: Eukaryota; Metazoa; Chordata; Actinopteri; Perciformes; Serranidae. The transcript has 14 exons. The record is from RefSeq and is a predicted model, not a curated record. The coding region runs from base 191 to 1843 and encodes 550 amino acids.